This is a messenger RNA of Cryptotermes secundus, 2427 nucleotides long. RefSeq names its product hydroxyproline dehydrogenase. Gene Ontology annotation, cellular component: mitochondrion. Gene Ontology annotation, molecular function: FAD binding; proline dehydrogenase activity. The record is from RefSeq and is a predicted model, not a curated record. The transcript has 9 exons. The coding region runs from base 222 to 1640 and encodes 472 amino acids. NCBI's taxonomy places the organism in Eukaryota, Metazoa, Arthropoda, Insecta, Blattodea, Kalotermitidae.
UGAGAAAUCUGAGUGUUCUAAAAAUUCCACACUUCCUGUGAACUCCAUCACAGUGCCACAGAGAUAUUUUUAGCAGACUGAACAGCCUUGAUCUCCAAGUAAAUGCAGGGCAUGGCAGUCUGUUUCUAGUGCUAAGGAGGAUUUGGCAAGAGUGAUUUCGUAAAGGAUUUACCUGUUAUUUAAUUUUUUCCUGCUUAAAUUUUGUUGUUUCAAGACAGGUUAUGGCAACUUCAGGCCCAAGGCAUAUCCUGCAAGUUGUGGUGACAUCUUGUUGCCGACAUGGCUCAGUAAGAAUGUGUUCACAUUCCAACACAAGCACUCUUUGUGCAGUCUGCAAGACAACUCCACAAGCACUUCUGUUCAGUGAUCACCACAGAGCUUUUCAACAUAAGAGCACAUGGGAAUUGCUGCGGGCUUUGCUUAUUCUGAGGGCAUGUGGAUCUAACUUCCUGGUUGAUAACAGUCUUAAGAUACUACGCAAAGGGCAGCAGAUAUUUGGAGACCAAAUCCUGGGAUUGUUCCUUCAUCCUACAGUGUACUCCCAGUUUGUGGCAGGUGAAGAGAGUUCUGAUUUGGCUGUAACGGCAAAAUCACUUCAGAAGAUGGAAAUCAGGCUCAUGGUGGCUCCCACAUUGGAGGAGGAUGUAGGAGAAAGCAGCUUGAGGCAAGACAAAUAUGAUAAGAACUUGAAUGAAAUGUUCAGAUUGGCAGAGAUGACACAUUGCCACGGUGGAGUUCAUCCUUGCUUGCAGACCAAGAUCACAGCUCUGGUAUCUGCUGAUACAUUGCGCAACUUGUCCCACAUUUAUGUAAAAAAGAAGGCAGAUUCAUGGAGAGUGAUGGUGCAACAUAUGGCUUCUGCCAUGUUAAACAGAGUGCAACUACCAGACAUUCCUGGCAUUAAUCACAGAGAUAUUGAGAAUAUGUCCAUAGCCUUAGGAAGAUUCAGACAACUUGGUGAGGUUGCUGCAACAAAGAACCUAUGUCUGUUGGUAGAUGCAGAGUACAGCUAUGUAAACCCAGGCUGCAGCCUUGUUGCUCUAGCAAUGAUGGCAGUAUUCAACCAGAACAGACCUGUUGUAGCUAACACAUACCAGUGUUAUUUCAAGGGGGCUUUGGAGACACUUACACUCGAACUAGAUGUCAUUGAAAGCCUGGGGGCAUGUUUUGCUGCAAAACUGGUGAGAGGAGCAUACCUCGAGAGGGAGAGGGAACUGGAUACUACUAAUAUUUGUGCAUCCUAUGCUGAGACUGGAGAUAACUAUCACAGGGUCCUCGAACAUGCUUUGAUGCAUGCAAAGAAGGCUGGAUCAGAUCGAUGUCUAGUCAUUAUUGCAACCCACAAUGAGGAAACUGUUCGUCAUUCUGCUUCACGCCUACUUGAACUUGGACUUGACCCUAAGGCUGGACAUGUGGUGUUUGCACAGAUCUAUGGCAUGGCUGAACAAAUCACUAUGCCAUUAGUGCAUGCAGGCUACCUGGUUUACAAAUCAGUGCCAAUGGGCACACUGAGUCAAGUGCUUCCAUAUCUAGCUCGGAGAGCUGCUGAAAACAGAUCAGUGUUGCACGGAGCCCGGAAAGAGAGGGAACUGCUACAGCAGGAGCUCAGUCGGAGACUCAGGUCCAUGUUUCAGAGAUGAGCUGUGCUUGAGAGGAAACAAAAGCCUAUGUAUGGCUCUUGAUUCAGUCUUCUACUCUUCUAAGCUUUGCUUCUCAUUACACUACAUUACAUUCAUUACAUAUACAGAUUAUAGAUUCAUCACUCAUCGUUUUAUUCAUCAUGUGUUAUGUUUGUUUCCAUAUGCCUGUAUUCUUACACGCCAAGAAUUUAUACCUAUAAACUUAUUUAUGGUCAUGUAUAAUUUUGUACCCCUUUCUUGUGAGGAAAAAUUUUGUGGUGUACCAUCAACGUGCCAAUGAAACAUUAGGGUGUGCCAUGAACCAAAAAAGGUUUCAGAAAACUGUGCUAGGUUGUGCUAGAGUACAUGUGAUGGUUCUAGAACAGUGACUUUGCAAUGACUUCCCCAUGGAGAACUAGACAGUAAGGGAGCAUAUGUAUGCUGUAAAGGUUUUCAUUCAACAGGGUCCAUUACAGAAUUCUGUUGAAGACUUCAAGAGAAUUUAUCACUGGGGAAAGCCCCUUUCCAAAUGCAAUUCACCAAUACAUCACACAAUGGCUUGAAGAAGGUUCCUGUCAAUAAGAUCUAAAAGUUUGUGAUGAUGGUAAAUUGUUACAAUUAAUAUGUUGCUGGACAUGAUUUCAUUCUAGAUACUUCUCUGGUAUUAAGCCUCAAAUAUGAUAGCUUCAAUAUUUCUUAACUCUCACAGAUGGAUUAUGUUGUCCUUGUUUUAUGAACCCCUUCUGAAACUGGCAUAGUUGUCCGGAGAUAGGGGGCUAGCUCUGUCUAUUGGACCCAACUGAGUAGG